GAGGAAGCCCGUCUCCUUAAGUAUUACCACCGUAUCGUAUUAUUUAUAAUUAGAUAAGAGAAGAAAAAACCAAAAGUGAAUUCGACAUAUAAUAAGUGCGAACAUGCUAUCGCGAUUGUCCUCGAAAAUUCGCAACUGCGUUAGGAGCUACGCAUGCAAAUCACAUGACGACUUCGUGAAAAUAGUCGAGGUUGGACCACGAGACGGGCUGCAGAACGAGAAGCAAGUGGUGCCCACCGAAGUCAAAGUCGACUUCAUCGAUCGUCUAUCAGCGAGCGGGUUGAGGAGCAUCGAGGUCACGAGUUUCGUGUCCCCGAAAUGGAUUCCCCAAAUGGCAGACAACGCGGUGGUCUUCGGAGCAAUCGAGAAGAGAGACGGCGUUUCCUAUCCGGUACUGGUGCCAAACUUGAAGGGCUUGACGAGCGCCGUCGCGGCGGGUGUCCGGGAGAUCGCCGUGUUCGGAGCGGCGUCAGAGGCUUUCAGCAAGGCAAACACCAAUUGUUCUAUCGAGGAGUGCGUAAGGAACAUGAAGCUCGUUACAGAGGAAGCGAAGCGGCACGACAUCAGAGUCCGCGGUUACGUGUCCUGCGUUGUCGGCUGCCCUUAUGAAGGUGAGACCAAACCAGCGGUCACGGCGCACCUGGCCUCGAUAAUGCUGGAUGUUGGAUGCUACGAGGUUUCUCUGGGCGACACCAUAGGCGUUGGCACUCCAAAGAAGAUUAAACGCGUGCUGGAUGAGCUGCUUCACGUCACUUCAAAUGAUAUGAGUCGUUAUGCAUUGCACUGCCAUGAUACGUAUGGACAAGCCUUGGUGAACAUCUACGCAGGUCUCGAGGAGGGUGUCAGAGUGUUUGAUUCCUCUGUUGCCGGGCUCGGUGGGUGUCCGUAUGCUGCCGGUGCUUCGGGGAACGUUGCUACCGAGGAUUUGCUAUACCUUCUAAAGGGGCAAGGAUUGGAGACUGGCGUGGAUUUUGAUAAAAUAGUACAAAUCGGCGACUACAUCAGUAAGCAGCUGGGAAGAGCGAAUCAGUCGAAGACUGGAGUGGCUGUACUUGCUAAACAAUGUCGUAAAAAGCGCUAGCGAUAAGGUGCUGAAAUCCUGUAGAUCCAGAACGCCAGCGAAGCAUUCCAAAUUGUUAAUUGCCAAAUUUUUAAGUGCAAUAUUUAUAGAGAUAAGUCUGAUGUUAUUUUGUUAUGUUAUGUUUGUACAGACUAAAUAAGCAAAAAAUUAUAUCUUGUAUAUUGUAUAUUUUUCUAAAUAUAUUGCAUACGUUUCACUUGUGG
Molecule: messenger RNA, 1284 nt
Organism: Ooceraea biroi (clonal raider ant)
Lineage: Eukaryota; Metazoa; Arthropoda; Insecta; Hymenoptera; Formicidae
Gene: Hmgcl
Product: hydroxymethylglutaryl-CoA lyase
Biological process (GO): L-leucine catabolic process; ketone body biosynthetic process
Molecular function (GO): hydroxymethylglutaryl-CoA lyase activity
Source: RefSeq, a predicted model, not a curated record